Molecule: messenger RNA, 621 nt
Organism: Mollisia scopiformis
Lineage: Eukaryota; Fungi; Ascomycota; Leotiomycetes; Helotiales; Mollisiaceae
Exons: 1
Molecular function (GO): protein binding
Source: RefSeq, a predicted model, not a curated record
AUGGGUGCACUCAAUAAAGUGAUCGCGGUGUCCAAGCUGAAGGAAUUUGAAGCUCGCAAGCAGAGACAUGACACUGCGCAAACAUACGUCGACGAAGGGAAGCUUUAUCGAGCCGUCAAAUUGUUCAGAGAGAACCUCAGCUGGAGCCUUGCCAACUUUGAACAGGAUCAUGCGACGACCGUCUAUGAUCAAGAAACGUUGGCCUUCGCCGUGAGUGAGUUGGGUCAUCUCAAUGAAACGAAGAAUCGCGCGGUACAUGACAAGGAAGCGAAGAAGAAAAUCCAGGCUUUGUACGAAGAAGCACGAGAUCUGGAUCAGAAAGCUCUUGAGACACGGACUCGAGUCGAAGGAACCUCUCCUCCAUCCAAGGACCUCCUCGAAACUCAACGCAACUUGGCCAACGAUUAUGUAAGUCUAGAAGAUUACAAGAAAGCUGCUGAGCUUUUCCUGAAGAAUUUUGAGGCUCGGAGAGUCCAUCCAGAGCUCGGAGAAGAUGACGAUAUGACGCUACGUACUGGUCAUGAUCUUGCUGGAUGCUGGCAUAGGCAGGGCAAUUAUCAAAAAGCCAAAGCGCUCAAUACAAAGAUCCUGGAGGCUCGCAUUCGCUUACAGAAGCCCGAG